AUGGAAGGAAAAAAUAGCGCCAAAGAAAGUUCAGAAAAUUCGUCAUCUAUCCAGCAGCCAAAAUCAGGGGCUGGAACUGUAAAUCAAGCUGAAAGUCAACCACAGUCAGAUAAAUCAAAGAUUUCUGAUCCAUCCCAAGCUCAUCAAGAAGAAUCCAAAAUUCCUGCUAACACAUCAGCAGAGUCAUCCAAAAAAUCCAAUGAAGAGACCAAAUCUCAAACAUCUGCGAUACCAGGCUCUACUGAAAAUACGUCUGCUAAAACAACAGCCAAAGAAGAUAAUAAAAAAUCAAGCCAAGAAUCCUCUCAAAAGAUCAAACCUGCUGAAAGUGCAGAAGAAGCAAAGACUAAAUCUGUAUCAUCAGAAGCACCAAAAAGUGCUCCUGUUCAUGAAAGUAAGUCUGAAAAUGUAACAAAUAAAAAAGAAUCUGAGCAAGCAUCUGGAAAAAUAUCAAUUGAAGAAAAUAAGGAAGUCAGUCAAAGUGGCUCGCAAAUAAACGAUCUUGCAAUUAAGGCAGGAGCAAGAGGGCAUCUUGAUAGAGAAGAACUAAGAAAAUUGAAGAGCUCUGAUGAAACUGCUAAAGCUGAAGAAGCCCAACAAUCUAAAGUUAUUGAAAGUUCCCCUCAGCAAAAGUCAGCGACAGGACAGGCAGAAGAGACAAAAGAUAAAAUUUCUUCGAAAAAAGUUGAGGAAAAUAAAGAAAAAUCAGCUGUAUCGAAUGAUUCAAUAUCAAAAGCAGAAGAAAACAAACAUAAAUCAGAUGAAGCGCUUAAGCAAAAUGAGAAUAUUCCUACCCCCCAAAAGAAAACUGAAGAACCUAACCCAAAAGAGUCUGAGAAAUCUCAAUCAAAAAGCAAAGAUGAAAUGCCUUUGUCAAAGUCUGAAACAGCAAAAGAGCAAGAUAAAACUGUAGCAACACCAAAAAGCGCAGACCCAACUAAAAAGGAAGAUAAUAAGUCAGGCCAAGCUACUACAUCUCAGAAUAUUAAUGAAGAAACCAAAGAAAAGAUUCAAUCAAGUAAGGAGCAAGAUACAGGGGUCAAGCCAGUACAAAAAAUAGAAGGGGAUAAGUCUUCUAAGCCAACCAAUAUUUCAGAAGAAGCUACAGAUAAAAAUACUCCUAAAGUUGCUGAACAAAAAGGAGAGUCUCCACAGAAAUCUACUUCUGAAGAGUCAAGCAAAGCUCAGACCCAAAAAACAGAAGGAGUCGUGAAAGCAGAGAAAGAAGAAAAAAAAGAUACUGAAUCGUCUAAAGGACUUAACGUUGCAUCAAAUGAAGAAUCAAAGACAGGGAAACAGGAAAAGCCUCAAAAAACUACUAUUGAGCCAAUUCAAAAGGCAAAAGAGGGUGAACCUGAGAAAAUUCCAGCCCAGCCUGCUCCCAAUUCAGAAGAAGAGAAAAAAGCCUCUAAAAAGCAAGUUGAGCAAACUUCUAUAAAGGAUUCUACGAAGAAAACUGAAGAAACUGCAGCUAAAGUGCCUGAAAAUACUUCUCAGCAGCCAAAAAUAGAAGAGUCCAAGCUCUCCAAGGAUGCUUCCCCAACUCCAGAGGCAGUUAAUGAAUCUCAUGCUCCAGAGAAUCCUUCUCAGCAAAAAGACAAACAAUUAGUCUCUCACGAGGAUUCUAAGGAAUUGCCGAGAAAAGAAGAAGCAAAAGCGCCUUCAGUCGAGUCUAAGUCAAAAGCUGAUUCAUCAACUCCAAGUGAGCCAAUAAAAAAUGUAGAAGAAAGCAAAAAUAAAAAAGCAGAAGUUCCAAACCAAACUGAGAUUUCCUCUCACCAAGGGCAAGAAGAAUCUAAAGCUAGAAAAGAAACCCAGAAGCUGACAGAGGCACCUCAGGCAAAAAUUAAAGAGGAAGCUCCUUUAUCUAAGCCUGAGAUAGCAAAAGAAAAAGAGCAAGAACAAAAUGCCCCAGCGCAAAAAAGUGCAGAUGCAAAAAAUAAUGAAGCUGCUAAAGUAGAUGAAGUUAAACAAGCUCAUGCUGCUGACCAAGCUCCGAAAGAAGAAGACAAAGAAGAGAUGAAAUCUGAGGCAAAACAUGAAAAAAAAUCAACAGUAGAAGCUAAGCCUGUUGUUGAAGAAAGCAAGUCCUCCUCUCAGACAUCACAAAUAAUUCCAGAUCCUGUGUUAAAAACAAACGAAAAUGAUUGAGAAGUAGGCAAAAAGCAAUCAGCUGAAUCUGCUCAAAAAUCUAACUCCCUCAAUUUAAAAUUGAAACAAAAAUUCAUUCUUCUAUUAAAAAAUAAUUCAUAUAUAAAUAGCUUUGAUUAAAAAUUUAAUGUGUGAAUCGAUAAAAUUUUUAAAUUUAUUUAGAAAAGGUUUGUCGAAUAUUUUUCUAUUAAAAAAUCAUCUAUCUUUUAUAAUAUAUAAAAAAUCCUUUUGUUUCUAUUCGAAGGGAGAGAAAGAAAAAACUGAAGAAUCAAGCGGGAGUCAAUUAACUCCUGAGUUAGCUCAAAAAUCAAAUGAGGAGAAGAAAACAAACGUGGAAUCUGGUGAAAAGUUGAAAGAAAAAACUGAGGAAGUAGCCAAAACUCAAGCAAUUUCUCAGCCAGCUGAAAUAUCGAGUGAGCAGACCAAGAAAAGUGCUGAGCCUACUCAAAGCUCUAACUCCCUUGCCCACCGUGAAUGAAGAAAUUUUUUUCUCCUUCAUGAAGUAAGUUAUUAUUUUAUCCAAUUUACAAAAAUUAAACUAAUUAUGUAAUUUAUAUUUUAAAAUUGUUUAAAAUAUAAUAAAAUUAUAAGAAAUUUCAUCACAAUAAGCAUCAUUUUAUAAAUCAAAUAUAUUUUAUAUAAAAUUAUUUUAUAAAAUUCAUUUUUUUCUCUUAUGGAGUGGACUGGUUGCUUGAAUAUUUUGCAGCUAAAUUAAAUCAAAACUAAUUUUAUAAAAAUUAGUAUUCUUACCUAUACAAUUUUACUAUUGAAAAAAAUUUUGCCUAAAUUUAAAAGGGGUUAAAGCAGCCAAAAAUUGGAAAUUUUACCUAUGCUUGCUCUAAUUUAAAACGGGGAGGAGUAAAGAAAAAUCAGAAGAGGUAGGUAAAGCUCAAGAAAUCCAUGAGCCGAUUAAAAAAUUAAAAGAACAGACUAAUACAAAUGUAGAGCCUGCUCAAAAUCCGAAAGAAAAAGCUGAAGAAGCAAGCAAAGCUCAAUCAAUCCCUGAACCCGCUCAAAAAGUAAUUGAAGAGACGAAGUCAAGUGCAGGGUCUACUGACAAGUUGAAAGAAAAAUCUAUAGAAGAAGACAAAACUAAAACAAUACCUGAUAUUAUUCAAAAAGUAGAAGAAAAGCCUGAAAAAUCUAAUAAGGAUAGUUUUGAACCUACUCAAAAAUCUAAAGAGGAAUCUAAUAGCCAAGCUAUUGCGGAAGAGCCCAGUAAAGCUCAAACUACUCCACUUCAAAACACAGAAGGAUCUUUGAAAGGAGGAGAAGAAGAAACAAAAAGCAAAAAUUCGGCUAAAGCAUCUACAGUUCAAUCAACAGAAGGAUUUAAUUCAGAAAAAGAGCAAAAGUCUCAGGGAGCCACAAGUGAGCAAAUUCAAAAAGCAAAAGAAAGUAAACUUGAGAAAGCUUCAGCCCAGACUACCAAAAAAGAAGAAGAAGAGAAAAAGGAAUCUAAAAAGCACGAUGAACAGGCUUCUAUAAAAAUUCCUGAGAAAAAAGCAGAAGAAAGUUCAGCCAAAGCAAUCGAUGAACAGACUUCUAUAAAAAAUCCUGAGAAAAAAGCAGAAGAAAGUUCAGCCAAAGCAUCAGAUGAACAGACUUCUAUAAAAAGUCCUGAGAAAAAGGCAGAUGAAAUUUCAGCCAAAGCAUCCGAUGAACAGACUUCUAUAAAAAUUCCUGAGAAAAAAGCAGAAGAAAGUUCAGUCAAAGCAUCCGAUGAACAGACUUCUAUAAAAAGUCCUGAGAAAAAAGCAGAAGAAAGUUCAGCCAAAGCAUCAGAUGAACAGACUUCUAUAAAAAGUUCUGAGAAAAAAGCAGAAGAAAUUUCAGCCAAAGCAUCAGAUGAACAGACUUCUAUAAAAAUUCCUGAGAAAAAAGCAGAAGAAAGUUCAGCCAAAGCAUCCGAUGAACAGGCUUCUAUAAAAAGUCCUGAGAAAAAAGCAGAAGAAAGUUCAGCCAAAGCAUCUGAUGAACAGGCUUCUAUAAAAAUUCCUGAGAAAAAAGCAGAAGAAAGUUCAGCCAAAGCAUCCGAUGAACAGGCUUCUAUAAAAAUUCCUGAGAAAAAAGCAGAAGAAAGUUCAGCCAAAGCAUCCGAUGAACAGACUUCUAUAAAAAGCCCUGAGAAAAAAGCAGAAGAAAGUUCAGCCAAAGCAUCCGAAAAUACUUCUCAACUGUCAAAUGAGGAGUCAAAAUCACUUCAAGAUUCUGGCAAAGAGUCAAAAAGUAUCGACAAUGCUGAGCAGAAAGUUUCUGAAACAGCACAAGAAAGCCAACAAGCUCAAGAUGAAAAGAAAGAAGAUGACGCUAGCGCAGUCUUACCUAGAUUUGAUGAUACUAAUAAAAGUUCAGAUGGUAUUGUCCUUAUUCAAUCCUUUGCACGAAAAUAUCUUACUAAAAAAAUUUUUGAGAAUCGUUCAAUCCCUAAGACAGAUGAAACAAAAGAAUCUAUCCCAAUAGACAGCACUAAUAUUCCAGAAUCUCUUGCAAAGGCUGAAGAAAAUAAGCUUGACUCUUCUAAUAUAUCUAAAUCAGAAGAGAGCACAUCCAAAAAUGCAGUAGAAGAGUCAAAAAUUCCUGAGAAAGAAACUAAGCAAGAAAUCCAAACUGAACCAACCAAAGAAAGCCAGCCAAAUCAAGCUCAAAACAAGCAAGAUGAUACUAUUGAAAAGCAAGAAGGAAUAGUCCUCAUUCAAUCUUUUGCAAGAAAAUAUCUUACUAAAAAAAGCUUUGAGGAGAGCUUAAUCGCUAAAAUGGUAGAAGCAAAAAUAUUCCCCCAAGAAGAUAGCGCUAAGCCUUUAGAGCAAUUACAAAAGGUUGAAGAAGAGAAAACUGAACUAUCUGAAAUUGAUGAUUCUAAAAAUAGUACUGAGAGUACUCCUAUCCAAAAGGAUGAGGUGGUUCCUGAAAAGAAAGACGAAACCCCUACUAACAAGCAAGAUAUAGAUAUCCCUCUUAAAAUUGAAGACAAACUCCAGCCAAAAUCUCAAGAAAUAAGCAAUGAAAAAAUCGCUGCUAGUGUUGUUAUUCAAUCAGUAGCAAGAAAACAUCUUGCAGAAAAGGAUUACAAAAAGUUUUUGGAAGCACAAAGUAAAGAGCAAAAGCCUGACGUAAUAGUUGAAAAUGAAAAUCCAUCUAAAGAAGAAAGGCCGCUACAAAUAAUUGAAAAAGAUAUCAAUCAAAAUCCUAAUUCUCAUCUUUCGUAAAGAGGAAAUUUUGAUACUUGCUAAGGAUUAUUUUUAAUAAGAGUUUUAAAAAUAUAAACUACUAUAAUACAUUUUUUAGAUCACUAUGGAGCAAUACCUAAAAAGGUAAAGCAGUGAUCUGAGAAGUCAGACUGAAAAUGAAAAAUGCUAUUUUCAUGACAAGUUUAUGUUUGGGUUGGCAAACAGAGAACCUAUCAACAAAAUUUACAAAUUUUAUAUAUGCUCGCCAGAAAAAUGGUAGUUGUAUUUCCAUUUUAAACUAGUCAGAUUACUACUUAACCUCUUUAAGUAUUGUCCUCAGCGAUCCAAAUGGGCUCUUGAGGACUAGUUUUUAAAAAUUAGUGCUUUAGAAUAUUAGGUGUUUUAAAUUUAAUAGAAUUAACUCUAGUUUUCAUUAUAACAAUUAUUAUUUAUAAUAUAUUAAAGGUUUUUUUUAAAAUUUUUAUAUUAAAAAAAUUUUGUUCUUUCAUUAUAAUUUCUCCAGAAUUUUUAAUGGUUUUGUUCGCUUUUAGAGACGGGUACUUAAGAUAGAAAGUAAAGAAAAAACUACUGAUAAGCCCAUUACAGAGCCAACUAAAGAAGAGCCAACACAUAAAACUUCACAAGAUAAAGCGAAAGAAGAAUCAAAUAGCUUAUUAGAGCCUCAAAAAAAAGCAGAGGAGGAAAUGCCUGAUGAUUCUGAAGAAACAAAAGAAAUAGAAAAACUUUCAGCAGAGCCUGAGAAAAAAGAAGAAGAAGAAGAAGAAGGAAGAUCUGAAAAUUCUGAAGAAACCAAAGCUAAGAAAGCCGAAGAAAUUGAGGCCAAGAAAGCUGAAGAAAUUGAGGCCAAGAAAGCUCAAGAAAUCGAGGCCAAGAAAGCCGAAGAAAUAGAAGCCCAGAAAGCUCAAGAAAUCGAAGCCAAGAAAGCUGAAGAAAAAGAAAAAGCAGAAAAAGAAAAGAUCAAAAAAGCUAUGCAAGAAGAAGAAAAGAAGCAGCAAGAAAAAAGAGCUGAAGAAGCCAAAGAAAUUGAAAAACUGGAAAAGGUGAACAAAGAGUUAUUAAAUAAGUCUAUAGAAAUAGAAAGAAAGCUUGAUGAAUCCAAAACUCUUAAUAGUUAUUUGUCACACAAGCAAGAACAGCUUGAAAGUGAUGAGAAAUCUCUGGAAGGAAAGCUUGAGCAAUCUAAACUGGGAAUAAAAAAUAAAGAAGACCAAAAGAAUUUGCUUAGUUCUCAAAACAAAAAUUUAGAAAGUUUACAAGAAAAUUCAGAACAAUUAUUAAAUUCCAAGUUAAAAGAAGUUGAAGAUAAAAGCAAUUUUAUCAAUCUCCGCAAAGAGUAUUUAGAAGAAUUGUCUGCAGAUCUGAGAAACUUUGAUGAAGAAUAUUUACUAAUCACUAUAGAAAGCCAACAACUUGACAAAGAAAUUGAUAGCAAAGUAAACGAGCUUCGCUUGAAAAACGAAGUUCUUGACUCGUCCUGGAAUAAAUUGAGAGACCAAAGCGAUGCUAUUGAUUCUAUGAAAGAAAAAAUUUUAAAACUAAAAACUUCUGAUUUUCAAGUAGAAGCGGAAAUUCAAAGCACAGUCAAUACAAUAGAAAGCUUGAAAAGCAUCAUUAAAGAUAAAGAAACGAUGCUUCGUAAUUCUAGAGAGAGGGAAAUUGAAAAAGAAAAUCAAUAUAAAGCAGAGCUAAAGCAGCUUGAAAAACAAGAACAAGAAAUUGUUAGUAGCAACGAAUAUAUGCUAGAGCAGCUUGAUUACAAGAAAAUGGAAAUUGUGAAUAGAUCCAAGUUAUACAUAAAAAUUGCAACCUAAGCGUAUUCGACAUCUUGACACAAUUUUCUCAACCUUAUGGUGAAGGCGAACUGGGAGAGAAACCAGUCGAGAUUCAGGGUAUUUUUUUGACUCGGUUUCUAUGGUUAAAAAUGGUAAUCUGGCAGCGUUCUUCGGGACCCUUAAGUUAGACCUUCACAGCGAUACCAUGGGUUGCAGCAGGCUGGGCCCAGAACUUAACCUUUAUACCUGUAGCUGCUAAGUUCGGUACCCAGAACCUGCUAGACUCCAGGUUUCUGGAUCAAGCUACUGUCCAAUGAGCGCAUAGCUGGGUCGCUGAAGUCCAUAGUCUGCGCACUUAAAACUGGAGCUAUUAGCUAGGCAAGAAGGAGGCGUAUCUCCCUCGCGCACUCAAUCCGUCAUCUCGAUGAGGUGGAUUCUAGAGAAGAAGAAGAAGAAGAAUAUGACUUUAAACAUUGCUGAUUGUCAUCGAUUUGAUCAAGCCGAGAAGCGGACGUUAAAAAGCUGAUGAACCUAUAGAGGCCCUUUGUGACUACGUAACCAAUACGAUACUUGCCCACCUGCAAAUUUAGAUUCAGAAUAGAUCCAAGUUUUUAUCUGAAAGAAAAGCAAGCCCUAUCAGGUACUCAUCCCCAUCACGAAAUAUUUCGCUAGACAGAGAAUACCAGUCAGUUAAAAAGCAGCUUUUUACAGAUGAUGAUUCCGUUAUGAACGAUCCAAUGCAAAAUAAAUAUGAAAAAGAAAUUGAAAGGCUGCAAGAAGAAUAUAAACUUCAGCAAGCGACAACUUCAGAGGCCAAAGAAAAUUACAUGAAAUUCCAAAAAGAACUUCAGGCUGCAUUAAUUCAUUAUCAGUCCUCAGAAGAACUGUAUUCAAAGAACCUUUGGAUGCUGAUUGGUAUUGGAGUUAUUUGCGCAAUCAUCAUUUCUAAUCUCAUCAUUUAA
Molecule: messenger RNA, 8076 nt
Organism: Blepharisma stoltei
Lineage: Eukaryota; Ciliophora; Heterotrichea; Heterotrichida; Blepharismidae
Source: the annotation of a GenBank genome assembly